This is a messenger RNA of Striga hermonthica, 1986 nucleotides long. The record is from the annotation of a GenBank genome assembly. NCBI's taxonomy places the organism in Eukaryota, Viridiplantae, Streptophyta, Magnoliopsida, Lamiales, Orobanchaceae.
AUGUUUGCAAAGAAAUCUGGAUUUGUCAUCCCCAAAAAUAAGCUAUCAGGUUCUCUGGUUCCUAUACAUCGAGGAACUAAAAAGGGCGAUGCUGAAUUGGUGAAUGAGGAAGCUACUAAUCAGGUGGCCAGGAAAACCAAAUGGGGACCUGAUUUAAGUCUGGAUACCUGUGUUCGGAAAGGGAGGGCCUUGGCGUAUCAGACUCGGAUCAACCAAAUAUCAGAACAGCUGACCCUAGGGACAACGGAACUUGAAAGGCAUUGCGACUCAUUAUCUAUGUCGGACCAUCAGUUUAGUAAAGAGGAAUCAGAUUUGCUGGAACUUGAAAGGCGUGAAAUAAUUGGUGAAGUACUAAAGUUAAACCCAGCAUAUAAGGCUCCUGCUGAUUACAAACCUCUGCUAAAAGAAGUGAAAGUUCCAAUUCCUAUCAAAGAGCAUCCUGGGUACAAUUUCAUUGGCUUAGUAUUUGGCCCUGCUAAUGAUACUCAAAAGAGACUGGAAAAGGAAACAGGAGCUAAAAUACAAGUGUAUGGGAUAAAAUCAGAUGCAAGAGGGAAGGUCGAGAUUACUCCUACUGACGGAAAAGAAAUCGACAAUGUGUAUCAGGAUCUCUAUGUACAGGUGUCAGCCGACACAUUCGAAAAAAUUGAUGCAGCUGUGGCUUUGAUUGAACUGUUACUCACGACAGUUUCGGUGAAUCCUGUGCCAUCUUCGACUACACCGACCUCAGUUCCAGAUACUAUGAAUACAAAUCAGAAAAUGCUCUCCCCUAUUAUAUCACCUGCAUCAACAAACCAAGGAACAACUCAGCCACCACCUCCACAAGGACAAUUACCACAAUAUCCUCAACAAUGGAUUCCUCCAAAUCAAGCUCACGCUCCAACGUUUUUUCCAACCUCUUCCAGCCCGUCUGCUCCCUUAAUUGCCCAAGUGUCUUCCUCGCCUCUUACUCCCACAGCAGCAAUGCCUUCGCUAUUCGGGAUCCGACCAGCCAUAGCAUCAAGUUUUAGUCCCGACUUGCAAAACCCUUCUGUUUUUCCUUCCAGACCUCAGACUGCUGUGCAGCCACCGUACAUGCCUCUCGGCCAAACAGAAGGGCCUAGAAAUAUUCCUGGGCCUUCCCUAUCUGGGCUUUCUUAUAAUGUACCUUCCCAUGGACAUAAUAAUAACGCCAUGGCUCCUCAGGACAUGGUUGUAUCCAUGGCCCCAACAGUGAGUAUCCCUAACAAGAUGGCCAUGCCACAGUUUGGCCCGCCCCAGCCCGAAACUCUACACUUUACAAUUCAACCCUCUGUGGCCCAACCAAUUCGUCCUGGAGGUCAGCCUAUGCCUUUCCCUCAAUCUUCAGCACCAAAUUCUAUCUUCAGAGAUUCUCAGAGUUUUGAUACUGUAAAACCUAGUCAGACAAGACCUCAGCAAUCGGGUUCUGGCGAUUUCACUUUUCAGCCCCACAAUCGCCCGCCAAAUGCAGCUUCUCAGGUUUGGCAAAGCAAUCAACUGGCUCCUUACAGUGAGAGACCCCACCACCCCAUGUUGAGGCCAGGGAUGGGUAAUUUGAACCCCUCGGUUGUUCAGGGUUUUCCUAGGCCUCAGAUUAAUCACCCUAGGGCUCUGAUUGAAAUGAACUUUGCUGGAAACCCGGCUGCCCCUCAUCCUCACCUGAUGAUGCCUACAGCUUCACAUAUGCAACCGAGGAAUUUUAUCCAUCAGCCCCCCAUGAAUAACCGGCCUGGCCCUUUUCCAACGAGACCAAUGCACAUUUUGGAAAAUCCCGUCCGGCCACACCAAAGGUUUUCAAGUCCAUAUCAGCAUUUUGGGAGCCAACCUGGACGACCGUUUUCUGGGCCGUCUGGUGGCCAGCAAGUAUAUGAUCCUUUCUCUCCUAGUUCGGUGCCUUUUAAUCCUCAAAUGCGUGGUAAAAUGAGGGCACAGGGGGGGAGUGAUCCAGAGUAUGAGGACCUCAUGGCUUCUGUCGGUGUUCAAUGA